Messenger RNA from Danio aesculapii, 642 nucleotides. RefSeq names its product myelin basic protein a (gene mbpa). The record is from RefSeq and is a predicted model, not a curated record. Lineage: Eukaryota; Metazoa; Chordata; Actinopteri; Cypriniformes; Danionidae. Gene Ontology annotation, molecular function: structural constituent of myelin sheath.
GCCAGCCCUUCGUGCUUAGAAGCGCCGAAGACUAUCGAGAAGGUUUGCAGAACGUCUCCAGAGCGGACUUUGGAUUGAGCGGAGAAGGACAUUCGUUGGCCGUCCAGACUGUAGACCACCGAACAGAUCAACAUCUAGAAUGGCCACUGCAAGCACCUCUGGACAAAACCCCUUCGGGCUGGGCAGGAAGAAGACCCCGGGUGUCCUUGAUCAAAUCAGCAGGUUCUUCGGAGGAGACAAGAAGAGAAAGGGAAAGGGUUCAUUUCGUGGUCAUCUAUCCUCCUCUCCACAGAGACCCCACCACUCUUCCACCCGCCGCCGUGGAGACGUCAACCCUGUCGUGCAUUUCUUCAGGAGCUUUGUGUCCUCUCCUCGUCCCAAGUCAAGGUGGAGAGAACUAUUGGGCCUGGCUUCCCCGUCAGCGCGCGGCUCGGAGAGUAUUAGAUCGCCACAGAGACGCAGAAGGGAACAGAACACACUCUCCAGAAUCUUCAACCUGGGAGAAAGCCGAUCUCGCUCUCCACCCAAACGCUGGAGCACCAUCUUCUGAGCCCUUCUCUAAGCAGGAAAACACCGAGAUGGAAGAGAGUGAAACGGACGAAAAGCAAAAACUUGAGAGGGAGGAUGUCUGCCCUACAGACU